Messenger RNA from Periophthalmus magnuspinnatus, 7248 nucleotides. It is a transcript of the gene arhgef4, whose product is annotated as Rho guanine nucleotide exchange factor (GEF) 4. The record is from RefSeq and is a predicted model, not a curated record. The coding region runs from base 476 to 3784 and encodes 1102 amino acids. NCBI's taxonomy places the organism in Eukaryota, Metazoa, Chordata, Actinopteri, Gobiiformes, Gobiidae. Gene Ontology annotation, biological process: intracellular signal transduction. The transcript is spliced from 13 exons. Gene Ontology annotation, molecular function: guanyl-nucleotide exchange factor activity; protein binding.
UGCUAUUAUAUCCAAUGAAACACAAGAGAAGAUUGCUUGGCCCGAAAUUAGCACAAAUGUCAUUCCCAACACCAAACAAGCUAACAUCCCAACAACAUGCGAUGGCACUGAGCACUCUAAGCUAGCUGGUGAUAUUAUAGAAUAUAACACCAAUUGUAGCAAUGAUAAUCAAAUAAAUGGUUAUGCGAGCUUAAUAUCCACAAGGUCCCAAACUUUAACUGCUUCAAUCUCGGACGCAAACAACAACUCAGGAGCUCUGAAACUGGAAUCUAACAACCUGUGUAACAAAGUGUCCAUAGGAUGUACAUCAGCCUCUUAUGACAGAGCGUUCAGUCCGAUAUCUGAGUGUCAAAAUGGGCAUUGCGCCAAGUUGUCCGCAGAGCAUCCAGAGCUGAGAGUUCUCCGGUUCUCUCAUCCCGAAGGAAGCCUGCUUGCCGUCACAAGUCUGGAACCUAUUUUGGAAACUGAGCACCCGAUGGACAACGCGGCAAAAGAGUUAGCGAUGCAGCCAGGAGAGACCCGAGAUCACGAGCGACAUGCUAGCUUCUCCGAGGAACCACAGCCGCUACUCCGGACUUACAGUCAAAAACACUGCAGACCUGUAACUGUUUGUGACGUGUUCUCGGCUAGCACUGACGAUCUAGACAUCCGACUCGACAAACAUCAGAAAAAAAGCAAAAUCCAAUCUCGGUUUUCUGUUUUCUCCAAGAUUCCGUCAUUCAAAAAAGGCAAGAACUCAAAAGGAAGCAUCAACGAGGAGUCUUCUGAUGAGGUCCAACUUUCAGACAAUUCAAGCGAUGAUGCUUUUAGUGAAAACGGUAAAGAAAUUGUCAAAGAGAAUUCCGGAGAUAUCGAUACAUCUUUGCAGCGACAGCAAGAAAACAGCCAUGGUUCUCCUCUGCUUAGGCGGUCUCAGGUGCUGAACGGGCAAGCGGGGAAGAGGUCAAAGGUCAACGAGAGCCUAAACCUGCGGAUGCGUUUUGCUCAAGCCCAUCGCUCCCUCUCUAGCCUGUUUGAGGCUCGGAGCGGAGACAAGGAAAAUGUGGAGAAGGGUGGUGAUUCGGGUGAAGGGGAAGGGAUGGAGGUGAAACAGCCAUGGAGAAGGUUGAAGAAGGCAGAGGGGCUCAAAAGGACCCUCUCUGUGCCCAACGGUGCCACAAUGGACACCAGUAGUACAGGGGAGCAGACCACGAGCGCAGGGCUGGAAAGGGUCUGCCACACCGAUCCCAUCUCCAAACGCGGGGUUCCGUGUGCCGUAGAGGUCCCUCAGGGUUGCCUAUCGGAGGGUCAGAGGCGGAGGUGCACACAGAUCGGUACAAGUGCACUAGAUGAGUCACUGCAGCCUCAAUCCACACCCAGCAGCCCGGCCUCUCACUCCAUUCUUACCUAUCAGCAUUUACCUUUGUGGAGCAGAGUGCAUCCGGCUGCACCAGAGGCCCCCACAGAGGGUCCCGUGCGGCCUAUGAGCCCUAAACCAAACAGCCCCAGGCCCGCGGCCCAGCGCAGAGCCUUCCGGUACCCACCCUGCUCCCUGCGAAGUGGCUGUUCUGGGGGGCUGGGACAGGCGGUCAGUGUGGAUGGACUGUUGGAUGCUCCAGAGAGGCCCAAGAGUGUGAAGCCCUCGAGCAGCCCCGUGGGACCCCACCUCGCGGCGCUGGAUGUGGACAGCCAGUCUCAUAUCAGCCUGUAUGCCCUUGGCUCCACAGGGCAGUUAGAGAGGCGGGGUGAGAGCGUGGGGAGGGGCAGCAGACAGAGCACAUCAGAGGGCCCGGCUGGAGCACCCUGGAGCACCUCACAGUGCACCCCACAGAGCACCCCACAUACCCCACAUCAGCAUCCGAAGAGGAGGAGGAGUGUGGAUGACCUCUGGAUCCAAGAGCUGAGGAGAUCCAAGCACAAACUGUCUGUGGCCACUAGGGGGAGCCUGUGCCACUUCAGCUCUGUGCUGUGUCAGGAUUUGGACAAAGCGCCCUCUGGACCGGCCCUGGAGCACAUGGAGCCCUUUAGGGAUACCUCUCUCCGGGAUCACUGCUGGUCCCAGAGCACUCCCACAGGUUUGGACUGCCUGGGCUGGAGGAGGCAACUGUCCUGCUCUGCGGUGGUGGUCCCUGAUGGCCCAGAGAAGUGCAUUCUGGGAGAGGAGGGGGGCAGUGAGGAGGACCUACUGUAUGAGGACUACCGCAGCUCCUCGCACCGCUUUGGAGUGCCAGGAGGGGGCGGAGGAGAGCAGCUGGCCAUCAAUGAGCUGAUCAGUGAUGGCAGUGUGGUGUACGCGGAGGCCCUGUGGGAUCAUGUGACCAUGGAUGACCAGGAGCUGGGUUUUAAGGCGGGUGAUGUCAUCGAGGUGGUAGAUGCCACAAACAAAGAGUGGUGGUGGGGCCGCAUCCAGGACAGUGAGGGCUGGUUCCCCGCCAGCUUUGUACGGUUGCGUGUGAACCAGGACGAGCCCAUGGAGGAGUACCUGUCCCACCUGGAGGAAGGGCAGUCGGGGCAGGAUGACCCCUCACACCUGGGCCUGUACCUGGGACCCAGCUUGCCGUGCAAAGAGCAGAUGAGAUCCAACGUCAUCAACGAGAUCAUGAGCACCGAGAGGGACUAUAUCAAGCACCUCAAGGACAUAUGUGAGGGCUACAUAAAGCAGUGCCGUAAGCGCACGGACAUGUUCUCCGAGGAGCAGCUGAGGACCAUCUUUGGAAACAUUGAGGAGAUCUACCGCUUCCAGAGACGCUUCCUGAAAGCUCUGGAGAAGAGGUUCAACAAGGAGCAGCCCCACGCCAGCGAAGUGGGAGCCUGCUUCCUCCAGCACCAAACGGAGUUCCAGAUCUACUCGGAGUACUGUAAUAACCACCCAAACGCGUGCGCGCAGCUGUCCAGGCUGGUGAAGCUCAAUAAGUAUGUGUUCUUCUUCGAGGCGUGCCGUCUGCUGCAGCGCAUGAUCCAUAUCUCCUUGGACGGCUUCCUUCUCACACCCGUCCAGAAGAUCUGCAAGUACCCUCUGCAACUGGCCGAGCUGCUCAAAUACACCAACCCCCAGCACAGAGACUACAAAGACGUAGAGGCCGCGCUGGAUGCCAUGAAGAACGUGGCUCGCCUCAUCAACGAGAGGAAGAGACGUCUGGAGAACAUCGACAAGAUCGCCCAAUGGCAGAGCUCCAUUGAGGACUGGGAGGGCGAGGACAUUCUGAGCCGCAGCUCAGAGCUCAUCUUCUCUGGAGAGCUGACCAAACUGUCCCCUCCUCAGACCAAGGGUCAGCAGAGGAUGUUCUUCCUCUUCGACCACCAGAUGGUCUUCUGCAAGAAGGACCUCCUGCGCAGGGACAUAUUAUACUACAAAGGCCGGGUGGACAUGGACCAGAUGGAGGUUGUGGACGUGGAGGACGGGAGGGAGAAGGACUUUAACGUGAGUGUGAAGAACGCUCUGAAGCUGCGGGCGCGCUCUGGGGACCACCUCCUUCUGCUGUGUGCCAAGAAGCCCGAGCACAAGCAGCGCUGGCUCAGGGCUUUUGGAGACGAGAGAAGACAGGUGCUCGCUGACCGUGAGACAGGUUUCUCUCUGACUGAGGUGCAGAAGAAGCAGGCCAUGUUGAACGCCUGCAAGAGCCACCCCACAGGGAAGCCCAAAGCAGUGACACGACCGUACUACGACUUCCUGGUCCGGCAGAAGCACCCUUCCCUCCCCACGGCUCUGCCCCAGCAGCAGGUCUUCAUGCUGGCCGAGCCCAAGCGCAAGUCUGCCUCCACCUUCUGGCACAACAUCGGCAGGCUGACCCCAUUCAAGAAAUGAAGCGCUCCUCCUCACCAGACUAAUGAACUGAACAGAGGAGCGGGGACUAUGUGAAAGCACUUUAUAGUGGAGAGCAAUCAGACAAUGGGCCUAUGCCACUACUACUACUAUCACUACUGCUACUACUACUAUAACUACUACUACUACUGCUGCCAGUGAUCCGACUCCUGACUGUGCUGCCAUCGAAGUACCAUUACCUUUUGCCAAUGUCUCUGUGUGCCAGCCGCUUGGAUUGAAUUUUGUGUUUUUUCUAAAAGGGAUCCAGAGGAGACAGAGUAGCUUCAUCAUUCAGAGACCACCUGUUCUGCUCUAUUUGAUUGUUUUUUAUGCCAGAUGCCUUUCACAACAAUUGCCGAGACUAGAGUGGGCAAUGUUUUAACCCACAGACCUGGAAUUGAACUGGCUUCUCUCUUAUUCAUAGUUUACCGCCUAACUUACUACCAGAGGUGGGUAGAGUAGCCAGAAACUACCUAAGAGUACCAUUACUUUUCAUAAUAAUGUAAUGUAUAAAGUAGUGGUCCAAGAAAUAAUAAAAAAGUACUGUACUAUGAAAUCUACUACUAAAGUAACAUCUGAUUUAUAAUUUGAAGUAAUUGUAAUGAAUUAUGAACAAAGUCUGGUAUUUUCAAAGUACUUCUACCCAGAGAAGUACAAUUUGAUUAAAAGUACUACUAUUCACCUUUGCCUACUACUCCAAUGAGGUACAUAGACCUUUUAGGCUAAAACUUUGAACCUAGGACGCUGUAGCAAGUGACAAACAUUAGAUAUAUACGCAUUUUACUUUUGCAUUUGUAAGUAUUUGUAAGUUAAUAGAAAAAUACUUACAGAAAUGUUAACUUUGCAAUAGUUUUUCAUCAUAUCUACAGAUUGCAUACUUUACUAAAAGAAUACAUUUUAAAAUAUGUUAUAAUAAAAAUUGGAGACUAGAUUUUUAUUUUUAUUUUUUCCAUUAUAAAACUACUCUGGGAUUUCCAAAUUGUAUCUCAUUUAAAUUUACAAUUACCUAAAAUGACUAACUAUUAGAUCUGAUGUCAGUUAAUUAUUGAAAUGUGUCUUGGCUAAUUUCACUUUGCCACCAGUCUCCUCAUUUCCACAAUUUUGAAUACUCUGAUAGCACAACAUUUUAAAGGCUCUAUUCACUUCAGUACUUUGGAGUGACUUUAAUUGCUUAUUUUCAAGACGCCAUAUUGCUGAUCAACUCCCAUUUUCACCAUCGCCGUCUCCCUCUCCAAUUUUGUUCUCUUAAUCGGUGAUUCACUUAGGAUUUGACAGCACGAUUGCGAUUCAAAAUGUCCAAAUUAUAACAUAAUGAUUCACGGAUGUCAUAGAUUACAACUAUAUAGCAGAGACAAACACUAUAGGUCUUCUUUAACUAUCAUUUGUGUCCCUCAGCUUUAGCCUCACGUUUCUACCAGCAGAACAGGUGGGGUCUGUAGUUUAUCACACCACCAUAUCUCUAGACCUCUGCAGCUUGUUGAGUUUGUGGCUGGCACCUCUCUCUCCUCUCUGGUGUUCUUUAAGUGCCAUUGGACUUGUGCGAUGAGACCCCUGGUGGACGUGCAUGGAUGUGCUCAAACAUACUGUGAACUUUUGAUACUGGCGCCCCCUUGCUGUACAGUAUGUAGCUGCAGAUGUCCGCUUCCCACGUGCUGCCUCGCUCACAGCUUUGGACCAGCCCCUUCCCUCUCUGUGAAAAAAACACAUAUUUAUAACAUUUAUAAGUCAUAGUGGAUUUAACUCUGCAUACCAAAUAUGGAGUGUCCUGUGGGUGUGUUCAGACUUGGCAAUGCCGGGCGCAGGCUGUAGUGAAUAUGGUACAUGUCAAUGAGAAUGUUAUGGAAAUUAUGAAGGUUAUGUUUGAAAUUGUAUGUAUAUAUAUUUUUUCUUUUGGUAAAUUAUAUCAAGAUUAAUGUUGAUUUGAGAGAUGUUGUGUCAAAGGCACAUUGCAAAGUUAUUUAAAGUGCAUAUGACAGAUUUGACUACAAAUUUUUACUAAAACAUAGUUAAUAUAAUAAGUUAAGUUUAAAAUUUGACUUCCUUGUUGGAUGCAGAUAUGACAUAACAGAAGAAAUUCCAUAACUGUUACUCAGUGGUAGAAAGUAAAAGUAUUGCACUUAAAUACACUUUUUAGGUAUUUGCACUAUACUUAAGUAGAUUUUAAAGUGGAUACUUUUUUUUACUCUUAUCUGUACUUUCUCCUCCACUGCAUUUUUAACUUGACUGAAAAAUUAACUUUUCUUUUCAACUUUUUUCCACAAACUGCCACUUAACUGAUGUAAAACUGAUAAAUACUGACCACAGGUACUAUGAGGCACAUUCAAACCUGUCAUAUGCACUUUAAAGGUUCAAUUACAGGCAUUUUAUCCUAAAAAAAAAAUCGUACACAGAGCUGAUAAUUGUGUCUCACUACUUUGGCACCUCAGCGUUGGUCCUUCACAUUGUGUACCUCAUAAUCUAAAUACGACAGGUUGGCUUCUCUUGCCACUGGAUAAACUCAUGGAGUUAUUUUUCAAAAGAUUUCUAAUAUAUGUGGUUUGGUGACACAUUUCUAAUAUGGAAAUUCACGUUAUGUUAGGGGUGGGCAAUAUAUCAAAAAAUGGAAAAGAUUGUAAUUAUUGUUCUGAAGAUAUGCAAACUUAACAUAUAGUCUAUACAGUAUAUUGUCUAUAAAUGAAACAAUUUAAAGUUACAGUAAAAAGAGCUGAGUAAAAAUAAAAUGAGCAUAAACAUAUAGUGUAAUCUCCUAAAUCUGCCUGUAAUCAGGGCAGUCCUGUGUGAAGUCUCAUAGUACUUGAGACUGCAGAGUUCACUGAAGGCAGCACAAACUUACAGGUGUUUUUGACGAAAAAUCUGCAAAUGUACCUAGUUUGCACUAAAGUUGCCAAAAAUUUCAGUAGAUCAUGCUACACCGUGUACACAGUUUAGUAGCAAAAAGUGGAAUUAAGUGUUUAGUUCCACUUUAAUAUUGUUCCAGAGAUAAUGCAAAAAAUAUAUUGCGAUAGAAAGUUUUUAGAGUAUGGCCCACCCCUACUUUAUGUAUCUAUUUUAAGCAGUGCACUUGCAUGUUACUAAACUAUUUCUCUUAGCUAAGUUUUGAGAGAUAUUUUAUAUUUUGCUGCUGAGCUGACUGAGUCUGGGUAAACAGAGCACGCCCCGGCCUACACUGAAGUUGAAUGGUUAAGUUUUGCUUGCACCACAUGUAGCGCCUCCUGGUGGGCAUGGGUUAGUAUUACCGUUCUGUUAGAUUGUACUGUACAUACAUAAAGAGAGAUAUAUUUAUGGCGUUUUGUGUAUAUCUGACGAUGAGGAGGAUGGGAAAAGUGAAGGAGCCAAGUGUAAACACACCCUGACCCUUGACCCCUGACCUCUGCACUCCUGCGGUGUGCGGCCCCUCCCCCUCUGUAAGUGCAUUCAUACUGGACUUUUCUGCUCAUGGAAUAUUAAACAUUCCUCUACUUCUAAAA